Gloeophyllum trabeum ATCC 11539 is the source of this 570-nucleotide messenger RNA. RefSeq lists its product as uncharacterized. The record is from RefSeq and is a predicted model, not a curated record. The transcript has 4 exons. Bases 1 to 570 code for a protein of 189 amino acids. Lineage: Eukaryota; Fungi; Basidiomycota; Agaricomycetes; Gloeophyllales; Gloeophyllaceae.
AUGUCCACAACCAAAGGCCUCCCGUACAUCCUCGAGGACCGCACCGGGUCGCUCACCGCGACCGACUUCGACGACAUCUACGACCGCCUCUUCCUGCGCGUCGCGCACACGCCGCAGGGCCUGCCCGCGGUGUACGACAUGGGCCGGCGCUCCGCGUCGUCGCGCGCGGACGACCGCCGGCACUUCCGCUACACGCCUUCCGUGGUGAUGCAUUUCGGCGAUGGGAGCGGGGCGCUCGGGAGCGUCGCGUUCGUGGACCCGCCGGCGUCGCUGCCGAUGGGGAAGUACCUCCGGCGGGCAUCAUUCCUCGGAGGGUCGCUAUCUCGAAAGUUCAAGGCGUCGGACGGACAGGAGUACAAGUGGAGCUACCGGAUAGUGGAGGGGCAAGAAUGGACGUGCACGAGCGCCGACAACGUCCUCGUCGCGCACUACAACCUGAGGCCACCGCGCAAGCCCGCGUACGGGUCGUCAGGGAACAUCCUCACGAUAUACGACGAGUACGCGCACCUCGCUCUGGAGAUCGUCGCGUCCCUGACGAUCAUGAGGUACAUAAAAAAGCAUAACCUAUGA